UCAGCUUCAUUGAGUCCAGUCAACGAAGAACAGUUGGACGUGCAGUAGGAUUGGAGGUGUCCGGUAUCUCAUUUCCAUGAUAUCCAUCCUGUCACUAAUCAUGUCCCUGUGGUCCCCCAGGACUUAUCAGAGGACCACCACUCGCCGCCGCUGCUGACUGUCAAUGGACCCGAGGACAAGCUGUUCCGCAGCAAGAGCGCCGACAUGGAUCAGCUGACGUCAGAGAAGGAGCGCAUUAAGAAGAUGCUGUCUGAAGGGUAAUGUUAUGGAACAGGCCCCCCUGCACAGUGCAGUUCUCCAAACACAUACCUUGUAGUUACACAAUGAGAUCCAAAAAGCUCUUGGUCAGGUCUACUUUCAUUGUGCCACCAUGGUCAUUCUUUACAGUGGCUCGGUCUCUCUUGGGAAAGAGGUAUUCUGACCUCAGUGUGACUUCCUGGUUAAAUAAAUAUACUGUAUACUGUAGACCAUGUAUUGUGAAUAACAUGUAUAAGCAAAGCAUACAGUACACACUAUCUUUCUCCAAAUGGUAAUAAUGUGCCACACCAUUGGUGUGAAGUCACAUUGGUGUCUUCAAAUAACCUUUAAAAUUUGCCUGCACCAGAAUGUGACAUUUUAAAUGUAAAAUGUAAAUGUAGCCGAUUGUCUCCCACUGUCUGGUGUUGUCAUGCAACUGUUGGGUUGCCACGGAGUCACUGAGCAGCUAUCACAUUGUGUCGCCAGGCAUAGUGUGUGUUCCCCAUCAUCUGAUUUCUGGGGCAGCGUUUGCGCUAACGUGCCAAAUGAUGAUAACAGUUCAGUGGCUUAUGAUGCGAAGCAUAAAUGUGAUCAAAAUGGCAGGGGCCUUUUUAGAACAUCGGAUAUAUGAUGCUUAAGUGAAUGGAACGUCACACGGACGCUGCGCUCACUUAAUAGGAUGAUGUGACCAGGCGACUGUCGCACACAAUUUAACUCACCACUACAUUUAGGGAGGAGCAUGCGUGGCAAGAGGAAAGCAGAUUAGUGCUUAAAGCAAACCAUUAGAUAAUAAUAACUCCUAUAUAUCUGUGGAAAUGUACUAGCUAAAUUAAGUCAUGGCCCUAGGCGGUAUGGUUUCCCCUAUUGUGGAGGUUGUUGUGAGUGGGAGGUUGAACCCAAUGACAGGUGGUCACUGACUGUAUGAGGCUGAGUCAUGUGUAGUUAAAACAUGAUCAUUAAUGAGGCUCUACCACAGAGCCAUUCAGACACCAGUCUGCCCUCCAUCCCACCCAAGCACACAAAACACAAUUUUAAACCCAAUGUUCUCUGACAACCCCUCCUUGUCCUUUUCUUGCAUGUAAUGAGGGUUGUAUGUUUUUUAGUGCAUGUUGCCAUGGUGAGUUGGUUGGUAGUUGGCAGGCAGUUAGAAAUGGCAUGGAGGGUGUUUUUGCCUGAGGCCUCAGUACUUUAGAAGAUGCUGGUCUUAGAAGACUGGUGUAAUUCUCCCAUCUCCCUCAAAUUAUUUGAAAGCUCUUGUCCAUUCAAUGUAAUGACUAAUGGUCCCACAUUCUGGCAUAUCACUUGGUGAGCAGUACUUUGCACCUGACUAUGACUUCUGAUUAGUCUAAUCAUGGUGCACUUAUCUUCUGAUUUGUUUUUUCCUCCAGGUCCAUAUGUGAGAUUAACCUGGAGUCAGAGCUGUUCACCCUGCAGGACAGCAACGCUAAGCUAGUGGCGGCGCUUCACGAGGCUAACACUGGCGUGGAGGAGUGGAAGAAACAGCUGGCCGAGUAUCAGGAGGAGACUGGCAGGCUCCGAGAUCAGGUAAGAGCUAUGGUGACAGACCACAGUGGGUAACCCUUAGAUUUUGCCACUUUGGUGGUCGAAGUGGGAUCCUGACCAUGAGAGAGACCAUUCUCAAAGCAACAGCAUAUGAAGAUCUACUGAAGAUCAAUGGUCACAUGGUAGUUAAACCUGGGUUAUGUCAAAGGACCAUACUGACAUUUGGUAAAUGCAGCACAUUCAGAGCUGCGGACCACCAGUUUGAUGAUAAAUGUUAUAUAUCACUGUUGACGUGCCUUCGAUAAUCAGAGGGAGAAUGUGUUUUGCAUAACUUAAACUUAAUUGGAAAAAGAGAUGUGCCCUUGGUCAAGCUUAAUGAGGUUAUUUCAUGUGGCAGAUUAAAGUACCACCGUAACAUCUGCCGAAAAACAAUUGGCUGUCAACAGUCCUAUUUUAGCUCCAGGUACUGAGGGGAAUAACAUCCAUCUCAGUCCAAAAAAAGCUACGGUUAUCCACUUCUGCAACAAAGUCAUCCAGGUGGUUGGAAGUAGACCAUGUCCGCAGGGCUUGGCGGGGCGGUAAGGCAGUUUGAGGACAGGACACUCUAUUUCCCCCUGCCCUAGUUAGGGAGGAAAAUACAAAUCACCAGAGGGAUAGAAGGGAAGCCAUUGGCUAGGAUUUUCUACCAUGCCACCAUUCAAAGUAAGCCCUUUCCUCUCUCCAAGGAGUAGACACGCUUUACUGAAGGGGUUGGUUUAUUUUCGCGGGUAUCUCUGACACUGCAGAGAUGCUCUGGUCCCCAGCCUGCUCUCUCAUGUCUUGCCUUGCACUUCUGUAGACAGUAGCUGAGAUGCGGUAGGAGCGAAGCGAGGAAGUCCUUUUUAAAGACAAACCAAAUCAAGGGAUGGUAGAGCACACUCUGUUCUAAAAUCCCAUCUGUUGGUUCUCUCAAAAUGCUAACAUUGUUCAUACAAGCUCUUUUGAGCUAAUUUCACCAUAAUGUAUUCGACUUGGGCUCCUAUUCAUUUUCCUGCAAGGCAAUUUGAUGACUGUUUUAGAGAUAGAAUUUGAAUUUCAGAAAGGACUAUUUUCAUGUACUGUAUGUUGGGGUUAGAUUGGCUUCAGGUCUCAUCAGUAAGACUUGUCAGCGGUGGUGUGAAAGGGGACAUUCCCCUGGGGACUUACUGUCACAUGGAUUUGACAGGAUGGGGUUGGGUCCUAUCGGAAUGCUAGAUACCCUUACAGCAGCUUUCUCAAGCUCCGAUGGAUGGCAUGACAUGGAAUCUUAAAGGGCCACUUUGAAAUUCACUCUGAAGAUGCGGAGGAGAAACAAAGAGAGACAUGUAAUUGCGAAGGCUGAGCACAAACCCAUGCAAACUUCAGUCAGUUUUCAAUAAACAAGUCUGUUUUGUUGUUGUACGAUUCGAGCCAUGUUCCUGUCUGUUGUUAAAGUGAAGAUAAUUGGGGAAAAGUAAAAAAGUUUAGACUUCAAGGGGUAAAUGGUUUGUCCUCUCUUUUAAUCACUGUCACUCCCCACAUGAGAAUAUGUGGAAUUCAAACCUUUGAGUCACAAUUUAUUUGCAAAACACAUAAAAGUAGGUCAAAUGAAUGUGUCUACAUUAUCAUACCUUAUUGUUAAAGCCCUCCGGCAAUAAAAAAAACGAAUCUCCAAUACGGAAAAACGUGCAGUCAAAAUAAAUUGUGAGCCAAACACAAAACGUAUCGACUGCCCACCCUUGAAAGAGAAUCAGCAACCAAGUUGUCCUUACCACGGACAUGUCUGAUUUUCAAAAGGAAAUUCCUGUAAAUCCGUAGUAAGUUUUCUCUCGUGAUUUUCCUCAGUGGAAUGAAUGACCUCAGGGAAACUAAUGGCAGCGCACAUGAUCGUCAAGAGAAACUGAUUACCACUCUUUGCGUUGGGCAAAGGACCAACACAAUCCAGCAGAACUCUGCUGAAAGGUUCUUCAAAAGCAGGAAUAGUCUGCAAAGGUGCAACCGGCACAGCUUGGUUCGGUUUACCCGUCCGCUGGCAAACGUGACUGUAUUUACAGUAAGCCACAACAUCCUGUUUCAGAGCAGGCCAGAAGACGUUACGCAAGAUACGGUCAUACAGUGGGGAAAAAAAGUAUUUAGUCAGCCACCAAUUGUGCAAGUUCUCCCACUUAAAAAGAUGAGAGAGGCCUGUAAUUUUCAUCAUAGGUACACGUCAACUAUGACAGACAAAAUGAGAUUUGUUUUCUCCAGAAAAUCACAUUGUAGGAUUUCUAAUGAAUUUAUUUGCAAAUUAUGGUGGAAAAUAAGUAUCAAUAACAAAAGUUAUCACUCCAGGACCUUGAAAUGCUUCUUACGAAGCCACUCCUUCGUUGCCCGGGCGGUGUUGUCACGCCCUGACUCUAGGGACUUGUAUUUGUUGAGUCAGGGUGUGUAUUUUCUGUGUUGGGUUUGUCAUUGUUAUAGAAUCUAUGAUGUGUAGAUCUAUGUUGGCCUGUGUGGUUCCCAAUCAGAGGCAGCUGUCGCUCGUUGUCUCUGAUUGGGGACCAUACUUAGGCAGACUUUUGACACCUGUUAGUUGUGGGAUCUUGUUCCGUGUGAGGUAUGUUAUUUGUCUACCUUGGACGUCACGUUUCGUUUGUUGUUUUGGUUGUGCGUUUAUUCGUGAAAUAAAUAUGAAUGCAUAUCACGCUGCGCCUUGGUCCUUCUCAUCUUUAAACGAUCGUGACAGAAGAUCCCACCAAUCCUGGAUCAAGCAGCGUGACGAGGAGAGAGGAUGGACUUGGGAGGAGAUGAGCGAGAGUCUGGCAAGAGGGAUGGAGGCCAUGAUCACGGGGGAGAGACAAGCCCAAAAUAUUUUUAGGGGGGGGCUCACGCCGUGGACGACGAGGCAGCAGGAAGCCGCAAUAGAGCGGUUCAGCUGUUUUGCAGAGGAGGCCGCCAGAUUAAGGGGGUCAUUGGUUCAGAGGGAACAGAAGGAAAGUGUAGAGGCACGGCGAGAGGAGCUGGUUAGGCAGCAGAAGGAGCGGGGGUUAAUGAAGGAACCCAGUCCCGCUCCUCGCACCAAUCAAGUGGUGCACGUCGCCAGCCCGGCCCGGCCUGUUCCUGCCCCGUGCACCAAGCCAGUAGUGCGCGUCGCCAGCCCGGUCCGACCUGUUCCUGUCCCUCGCACCAAGCCAAUGGUGUGCGUCGCCAGUCCGGUACGGCCCGUUCCUGCUCCCCGCACCAAGCCAGUGGUGCGCGUCGUAAGCCCAGUCCGGCCCGUUCCUGCUCCCCGAACCAAGCCAGGGGUGCGUGUGUCCAGUCCGGCACGGCCCGUGCCUGUUCCACCGGUGCCUGGUCCGGCACCCGUCAGCUGCUCCACUCCGGAGCCAGAGCAAUCCGCUCCACCGGGGUCCAGUCCAGCUCCGGUCAGCGGCUCCACUCCGGAGCCUGAGCAGUCCCCUCCACCGGUGCCUGAUCCAGUUCCGGUCAGCGGCUCCACCCCAGACCCAGACGUCAGCCCCUCUCCAGGUUCGGGGUCUCCCACACCAGGGUCCAGACAGGCCGUGGUACUUCGUGGGAGGAAGGAGAGAGGAAGCAGCGCGCCAAGGUCUAGACCAGACCAGGGGCGCAACGGGGAGGUGGAGAGUAAGUCGUGGUCACACCCGGAGCCGGAUCCGCCUCCGAGGCGGAAUGCCCACCCGGCCCCUACCCAGUUAGGUUUAUGUGGCGCGGUCGGAGUCCACACCUUUGGGGGGGGGGGGGGGGGUACUGUCACGCCCUGACUCAAGGGACUUGUAUUUGUUGAGUCAAGGUAUGUAUUUUCUGUGUUGGGUUUGUCAUUGUUAUAGAAUCUAUGAUGUGUAGAUCUAUGUUGGCCUGUGUGGUUCCCAAUCAGAGGCAGCUGUCGCUCGUUGUCUCUGAUUGGGGACCAUACUUAGGCAGCCUAUUGACACCUGUUAGUUGUGGGAUCUUGUUCCGUGUGAGGUAUGUUAUUUGUCUACCUUGGACGUCACGUUUCGUUUGUUGUUUUGGUUGUGCGUUUAUUCGUGAAAUAAAUAUGAAUGCAUAUCACGCUGCGCCUUGGUCCUUCUCAUCUUUAAACGAUCGUGACAGGUGUGUUUGGGAUCAUUGUCAUGCUGAAAGACCCAGCCACGUUUCAUCUUCAAUGCCCUUGCUGAUGGAAGGAGGUUUUCACUCAAAAUCUCACGAUACAUGGCCCCAUUCAUUCUUUCCUUUACACGGAUCAGUCGUCCUGGUCCCUUUGCAGAAAAACAGCCCCAAAGCAUGAUGUUUCCACCCCCAUGCUUCACAGUAGGUAUGGUGUUCUUUGGAUGCAACUCAACAUUCUUUGUCCUCCAAACACGACGAGUUGAGUUUUUACCAAAAAGUUCUAUUUUGGUUUCAUCUGACCUUAUGACAUUCUCCCAAUCCUCUUCUGGAUCAUCCAAUUGCACUCUAGCAAACUUCAGACGGGCCUGGACAUGUACUGGCUUAAGCAGGGGGACACGUCUGGCACUGCAGGAUUUGAGUCCCUGGCGGCGUAGUGUGUUACUGAUGGUAGGCUUUGUUACUUUGGUCCCAGCUCUCUGCAGGUCAUUCACUAGGUCCCCCCGUGUGGUUCUGGGAUUUUUGCUCACCGUGUACCUAUGAUGAAAAUUACAGGCCUCUCUCAUCUUUUUUGCACAAUUGGUGGCUGACUAAAUACUUUUUUUCCCCACUGUAUGUCUUGUUGACCCCAAGAUGGCCUGCCAUACUACCAUCGACAAGAGAUACUGAGGUUGGCUCACGAAGUGUAACUGGAACGACAAUUUGAGAUACACUAGGCCAAUCGUCCUGCCCAGAAGUGGCGCGUGAACGCCAUUUCCUCAUUAGAACACCAUCUCUGUCAAAGUAACCCACACGAACUUCAUCAAACUCCUCCUCUGGACGUAUCUCAGCAAAAAGAGGGGAGAGGGAAACAUCUUUACUCUGUUCAGCAAUCAGCAGCUUCCUAGACAUCGAAGUGUCAACUUUAGGAACACUCUCUUCCUUCAGUGGUCCUACAAACUUGCUCACCUUGGGGGUUUUCAAAGGAUCACCCAUAAACGUGAAGAUACUGCGGGGCAGCCCUUCUUUUCGGAGGGUGUUUUGCCUUUGUCUGACUCUACAUUUCCCAAAAUGAACGAGACCUCCUUCACCGGUAGGCUAAGCCUAGGGCUGUUGCGGUGACCGUAUUACCGCCACACCGGCGGUCACGAGUCAUGAAGGCAGUCAAAUUCCACGUGACCAUUUAGUCACGGUAAUUAGGCUUCUCCAAUCUCUGAUGCUGUUGAUGGUCAUUAGUAGCCUACCAAACUUGCUAACUGCCUGGUACUCAUCACUCUAUUGUCCCUCUAAUCACUCGGACAUAAAUGCAAAUGUCGUCAAAUCUAAUCAAACACUUCAUGAGAGCCCAUGAGCUCAUGUUGCGCAACAUUUCUAUAGGCUAUGCAAUUGUGUGAGAAAACAGAGUGAUGGUCUCUACUAAAAAGAGGAGGAUCCCAUCAGCUUUCUAUAGACUAGGCCUACUAUAUUUAUUCCUCAACUUUCCUAAUAUUAAGCACAUUGUUUAUCUUUACAACAGGAGUAUAGCCUACCUGGCUGGCAUGAAAAUGAACCACAGGAAAAGCUAUGCACUAUUUAAGUGCAUAGAUGACAUGUAUUUUUUCCCGCUGCCCCUGUUUCGAGACAGGUGCAUGAUAAUGGUCCAUUCUAAAUCAAAACAAAUUUUACACACGUAUUAUUUUGUAUAUGUAAAGACAAGAUUAAAUCAAGAAUAGUCUGAUGGGUGACAGUAUUAGCCUAUCACUUGUGAAUGAUAUAUAAUCACUUGGGAAUAAUGCCCAGCAUAAGAAACUGCCUUUUUUUUGCGACUUUUUCUAAUCACACCCCAUACAGGGGCGGCAGGUAGCUUAGUGGGUAAGAGCGUUGUGCCAGUAACCGAAAGGUCGCUGGUUCUAAUCCCCGAGCCGAUUAGGUGAAAAAUCUGUCGGUGCCCUUGAGCAAGGCACUUAACCCUAAUUGCUCCUGUAAGUCGCUCUGGAUAAGAGCGUCUGCUAAAUGACUUAUUAUUAUUAUUAUUAUUAUUAUUAUAUAAUUAUUAUGUAGCCUAGCUAGGCCUAUAUGUUUUGAUAAGGUUUGUAUCACAACUAAAUUGGCCAAAUAACUUCUUAAAAUGAAGCACAUUAAUCCGCUUUACAAGGGGUUUAGAGCCUAACUGGCAUACAUAAGCAGCGCGUGAGUUUCAAGUUUGGGGAAGAUCAUUUUCACCAUAAAAAUGCACCUUUUAUAAUAAAAGCAUUAAAUGCAUAAUCACAUUUGCGGUCACUGUUGAUAAUGGUGUUUACCACUAAUGGAACAUUUGCGCUUAUAGCCUACUGCCAUGUGCGCAUUGCUGCACAUAUAAUGUGAAGAAAUAGCCUAAUUGUUUAUCAACAUUUUUAAGCUAAAUGUUCUGAUGCGUCAGCCACAUUGCGUAACAUUUUUUGGGGGGAUGCUAGUGGUUAUAUUAAUUUGGGAUCUAUUGCACCCCACGACUGUCCCAGACUGUGUUUGGAAUAUUUAUUUCUCGCACAGAAUAGAAUAAGUCGACUUUUGUACUAUGGGGGAUAGUAGAUUGACAUAGGCUAGUGCUUUUGCUGUUCGUUAGGCCUACUCAUCUUUGUUGGCUGACAAAAAGUAAAUGUGGACAGUUCUUCCAAUAUCUUCUUAUAUGCACCUCGGAAUUGGAUAAGGACGCGCACAGUUGCGUCCCCGAUGUGUCGGUCUUCACUUGUAGCCUGUGAAAAAGACCCGAUCACGUGAUGGAGGGCCAUGUGAGUGAGAGGCGCUCCGGAUUGGGCAGCACACCGGGCCAUUUUUUUUUUGUGUGGGUGCAUUAUGGCCACAAAGGGGAUGCCGCCCUGAAAUUCAAGGCAUUAUCAAGUGCUUGUCAAAUUGUGAAUGAGAGACUAUUGAAGUGUGUAAAGCCUGCGCAAAAAACCUUUCAAGCAUUCGUCUCAUCAUGCAGCCUUACAAUGUAUUAAAAAUCAAAACUUGUAGCCCAACGUUUGUAGAACAACUAGUUACAUUAAUAACUCUAAGCAUAUAGGAGUACCUAUUUCUUUGUUAACCGCUCAACACAGAAUAGCCGCAUGUGCUCACUCUCAAAUCGUUUGGAGAAAAUAUGUAUAUUUUAUUCAGCUUUGUUCAAUUGGUUUCUUCAUACUAUAAAAUAAUGCCACGGAAUUCUAAGCAAAUCUGGUCUGCUAAAUGAACUAGUGUAGCCUACAGCCAUUUGGCAUAGCCACAUCACGACCUAACAUAAGGACAACUGAGUACGCUAUUCUUUUCUUCUGAAAUAGACUACAUUUUCUUCAUAUCAUGCUUCUUUAGACCUGUCUAAAAUAAAUAAUGGAUUUAUUGUGAUAGUGUAGGCUAUAUUACAUGGAUUUAUUAGACUUUUUUAAAUGUAGAAGUUCAAAAGGUCUGCGUCAGUGGCUUGUAGGCUAUGUGUGGAAGCCAGGAGAUGCUAAGUGUGUUUAUGUUAAUGAACGGUCAAUUACCAUGAGACCGACCGUUAUUUGCUUGACAAUCACCGGCUGACAAAAUUUGGUGAUCGCCACAGCCCUAGCUAAGCCUCACUCCAACAACAACGGAACCAGAAAUAAGAUCAGACUCGAGUUCCACAUUAUACAGAGGAACCUCCAUGCAACCCGUCUCCACACCUUGUACUAACACACUGUAACCAGUUGCUAAAGUGUCAGACAAAGGCAAAAUACCCUCCAAAAUGAAGGACUGUGCUGCCCCAGUGUCUCGCAGUAUUUUCACUGGCUGCUUAACAGUAUCGCCACUCUGCAGAGACAUGAACCCGUCUGAAACAAAGGGUUCAUACACAUCUGAUCCAAAAUCUUGUUUAGGAGAUACCCCAGUCCCAACCAGAGACUUAAUGGGCUGGAGUGCUCUCACAAGAAGAAACUGCUUUUUCUUUCUCUAAUUUUUCUGCGCUGUUGCGCCUUCUUCACCAUACUGUAUGUGUGGGUAGACCAUUUCAGAUUAUCAGUGAUGUGUUCAAGCCGGCUGUUCCGACCAAGACCAAACUCUGUUGAGGGUGCAGGAUGGCCUGACUGGAUUCAGUGUUUCCAGAUCUAGCUCUCUUGGUCGAAUGGCAUGCUCAUGUUCUUGUUGUCUGGCUGCAUGUUCAAGUUCUUGUUGUUUGGCUACACGCACAUCUUGUCUUUCCCUGUGCUCUAGCUCUAAUUUCUGUUGUUCCCAUUUUGCCUUUAGUUCUAUCUCUCGCAGUUGCAUGUCAAUGGGGUGUACUCUACCAUAUCUAUCUCUAUGGGGUGUACUCUACCACCCGUAGGACCCUUUUCAUCAUCCUCCUUCUCCGGAAGAAUUUCCUCCUCCACCAAAGCAAUAUACUGUAGACUAACCCUUUGACUACCACUUUUGAAUUGGCAUGUGCAACUUCGAUGUCAUUAUGCUUUGCAAUGACGAGCAGAUUCACCUUUUUACAUUUAUCUAGCAUCUCCCAUGUAGGGUUUUCCACAAAUGCUUCCAACUUAAAGUACAUGUUUUUUAUUUUAUAAGCCUGUCUGUUUAUGCAACUUUCAAAAUGAUUCCAACAGUCUUAUAACCCCUCAGGGUCGAUGUCAGUGACAGAAACAACCACAAAAGUGUAUUUUGAACGUUCAAAUAUCUGGGCAGAGCUUCAGAGUAGGUGAUUAGAGCGACGACCAUACUCAUGGGAAACAAGAUCCCGGAUGAGCCCCCAUUUUGUUAUGUUGCCAGGCAUUAAAAAAUUGUCGCUCAAAUAGAAAGGGGAACUGACAGUCACUGACAACAACCAAAACGAAACAGGUGGGGGUUUUAGGAGGGGUUCUGAAAGACACUCAUGGGGGUGUUCACUGAAAGUUGACUAGCAACAACAACUGGGACCUAAAAGACACCCACCAUGAGCUUCCACUAAAUUUGCCCAAGAACGGGCAACCAAAAUUUUUACUCAAACCAAACUUAGACAGGAAGCAAACCAAGAAGUGGAGCAAAAUAAAAACCGGUAAGAUCAGAAAAGGAUUGUUCUUUUAGAAAUCAAAUGGGGAGAGCCAACUAAAGGUGUUAACCCUCCACAUCUCUCAAGACAACUAGAGCACUGGGCCAGCCACUCUUUAAUAUUACCUGGGCCAGCCCAGGUGAAACACCUUCCCACAAACGAGAUGACAAACCAACACAGGUGUAACACAUACUGACUAACGAGGUGACGCCAAUCUGUGCGCCCCACAUGCUAACGUCCAACCUCAAAAUAUAAAUGGAAAAACCAAAGCCUGUAAUAGCAUGUAUACUAGGAUUUAAAAAGUCCUUAUUUAGAGGGUUAUUCUCUCCGUCUCUCUCUCUCUCUCUGGUGUUGUGUGUUUGCAGGUGGCAGAGCUGGAGGCUCAGAGCGGGCGGCCUGGUCCCAGUGAGUCUGAGACGAGGGAUGAGCUGACCCAGACGUUAGAGGAGUUGGAAGCCUUGCUCAAAGCUAAAGAUGAGGUAAGACCCGGGGCUCAGACACACUUUCCAGGCAGCCAGGUACUGCUUGCCUCAACAUGCCAGUCUUCUAGGCUGUCUAGAUAGCGCCGUUGAAAGAAACUAGUGAGGUACAAGCUGAGGUUUUCACUUGAGAAUCUCAAGAAACAGAUUUUUCGAGCACUUCCCAUCUGGAAGGGGAAAUUUCCUUGGUAGAUGUGUUUAGCAUACUCUGAAUUCCACCUCUUGUUCAAAGGAAAUUGCUAUAUGUACUGUAUAUCUACAGGUAACUGCCGAAAUAAAGGAAACAUCAACAUAAAGUGUCUUAAUAGGGUGUUGUGCCACAAGCCAGAACACCUUCAAUGCACCUUGGCAUAGAUUCAACAAGUGUCUGGAACUAUUGGAGGGAGGUGACACCAUUCUUCCACAAGAAAUUCCAUCAUUUGGUGUUUUGUUGAUGGUGGUGGAAAACUCUGUCUCAGGCGCCGCUCCAGAUUCUCUCAUAAGUGUUCAAUUGGGUUGAGAUCUGGUGACAGAGACGGCCAUGGCAUAUGGUUUCCAUUUGUUUUCAUGCUCAUCAAACCAUUCAGUGACCAUUCAUGCCCUGUGGAUGGGGGCAUUGUCAUCCUGUGGUAGCCAAAAUAACGGACAACUGGGCCUACCCAGCAUUUUUAUACAUGAUGGGAUGUUAAUUGCUUAGGAAUUGCUCAGGAACCACACAUGUGGAAGCACCUGCUUUCAAUAUACUUUGUCUUUUUUAGGAAAUCCACAAUCUACAGAGCAAGAAUUCAGAUAUCCAUGAUUUAGAGAAAGAGAGGGAAGAGGCAGUUCAGCGACUUCAGGUGAGUUUUAGGAAUUGGGGCAGAACAUGCAUUUUUGGCUUUUCGAAACAAUACUGAACACCAGUGAUUCUCAGCCGGGGGGCGGGCACCGCUUGGGGGUCUCAGAGUUUUCAAAGGGUCUGAAAAAAUACAGGGGGAAAAACUAAAGAUAUGACAGUGGGAGAAUCUCAGUUGCAUCCUCUGUACUCGCCUCCUCCUCAAAAUCCAUUGGAGGAGAUGGUCAGAGGGGAGGGACCUCUGGCUUUCUCAUGCAAUGAGUUUUGAGGAGGAUACGAGGGGUAUGCAAUUGAGAUCUUCCCAUUUACCCUUUUUAACGUGAAUUGAUCUGAAGUCCUGUGUCACUUGUGGACCUUCUAGGAUCUGGAGACACGGAACGCAGAACUUGAGCAACGAGUGGAGAGCGCCGAGCAGACUCUGGCUUCCUCUCUGGAGGAGCGGGAUAGAGUGGAGAGCGAGGUUCAGCGGGUCAUCGACGUCCUGGACGUCAAGAUCUACGACCUGAAUGACCUGCGACAGAGCUUGGCCAAGCUCAUCGACAAAUAGCGCAACGUAAUGACAGGAUUGUAGAGGGUGAUGGACAAGGAAGGAAAGGAUGCUAGCUCUUUUGGAACAAUGUUUGCUCAAGCACAUUAUUACAGUGGUUAAGAGUAGAACCGUGGAUCCACCUGUUGCAGCGGUACAUUGUUAUUUUCAAGGUGGUGGGCGGGAGCAGUCUUCUUUUUUUUCUAUUUUCACGUUACUGGGAGAGAAAUGUUCUGUCGACGUUUACAGCAUUUAUGUAAAUGUUGUGAGUCAGUCAACCUGCUGUUAUAGAGGUUAUCUUUAACUUUAAAAGUAGUUUAAUUGAAUCUAGGCUUGCACUUAAAAAUGUAGGUGCCAAAUUGUUUACGUUUGUCAGUAUUAGCAAUUAAUAAUAGGUUUACUUCUAUUGUUUUAUGUAUUGUAUCAUAUUAACAGUUUACAUAAUAAUGAUUUGAUAAUCCUACAGAAAGGGUACUCAAUGACAACUUCAUGAGCUCAGCAAAGAACCUUGCGAAGUACAGUAAUGUGAGUUAUGCGCAUUACCCAAUGUGCAACCUUUUACAAAUAGAUUUAAAAGCACAAGUAGUGUUAUUAGUAAAUAUUUACUGUACUUGAUUCAAUGCAAAGCUAACUUGGUAUCUGAACUUUCACUGAUGCACACCAUCGAGAUUCUCUUCUGUCUUAGGCAUUGAGGCAUUUUUUCUUGGUAUUA
This is a messenger RNA of Coregonus sp. 'balchen', 13296 nucleotides long. The record is from the annotation of a GenBank genome assembly. Lineage: Eukaryota; Metazoa; Chordata; Actinopteri; Salmoniformes; Salmonidae.